AUUGUUUUGUUAGUUUUUUUUUGCUGAUAUAUAAACUUUUGUGCUCGAAGAUAUCUAAUUUUGACUGUGCUCGAGGAAAUCAUAGCAAAAUUUAUAUAAAGAACUAAUGUUUCAUCAUACAUAAUUCAGUACAAAAUAUUGUCAAACAUCAGUCAUACCCGUCCUAUAGCAUAUUAAAAUGGUCUAACUAAUAUAACUUGAACUUGCAUUUAUUGAUUAACCUAAAAAAUUGUAUUGUGGUGAUCCAUUAAAAUUUGAAGUUAUAUAUGUAAUUUGUGUUUUAUUUUCAGCCUCUUUCAUUGAAAUUUUAUAUGUAUUUGUAGUCUUUUAUUAAUUACUAUAUAUAAUAAACACUACAUUAUCUUACUUUUUUUAUGGAAUGAUCUUUGAUGGAAGAGUAUUAGAUUAGACUAAUCAUGGUUAUGUUUCCAUGUGUUCAAAAUACACAUUUUGAAGAACUCCUUUGUGUUGAAAAUCGUCAAGAAGACAUACUGAGUGACGAUUCGUUACAAGACAUUGUUGGUGAAGAUUCAUCUAGUGAAGACCAAAUGAAUCCGUCUGGCCAUAAAAGAUUCGAACAAAUCACCGCGGAUAAGUUUCAAGGCGAAACAUCACAAAACAACAGAGAUGAAGUAGAUGAACCUGUGGCUGUGUGGUUCAAGUGGGAAGGGAAGUGGAAUGCAGGCAUCAAAUGUGCAAUGGCUGAUUGGCCAUUAUCAAUUGUGAAAGCCAAACCAACUCAUGUUGAUGAACAAAGCAAAUGUUUCGUCAUUUUUUCUCCGGAAACAAGGAGUUUUUCAUGGGUUGAUAUGCUUCUUGUUCAAUCAAUUGAUAAGUUUCCUCAACCUAUAGCAUAUAAAACUUAUCAAGAAGGAUUGCAAAUGGUACAAGACUUGGGGAUUGCGCGACAAUUUAUAAUGCAAAAGCUCGCUGUCGAAAUGCUCUACAUGGUUGAUCAGCUUCAUCUUAAUGCUUUGAAAGAAGAUUAUCGUAAUGCGAUGGUUUGGAAGCAAUUUGCUAUGGAAGCUUCUCGUUGUCAACAUUAUUCAGAUCUUGGAAGAAUGGUUCAGAGGUUGCAAAAGAGUAUAAUGCAACAAUAUAUAAAAGACAAUUGGAAAGUGCAUUCCUCUGAGUCUUGGGAUGAAAGAUGCCAGAGUUCAAACAGUGCUGAAAUAAUAGAGCAGCUUCAGGAGGAAUUGUUUGAUUCUAUUUUGUGGAAUGAUGUCCACACUCUCCGCGAUGCACCGACACAACAAAAAUUAGAUUUUGAGCGGAAAACAGGGAACCAUGAUGUAAUGAAAUGGUUUUCCACAUUUAUUUCCUUUUCUAGCAACAGUAGCACACAUCAACAUUCUUUUAGUAAUGAUGGUUUGCACCAAGCAAGUCUUCAAGAUGGUAGCAAAAGGCCUAAACUUAAUGUUCGCCGCGCAAAUACAUUUUCUAGACAAGAAGGAAUUGUGGAGGUACCUGUGGAAACUGCGCUUCCUAGUCAAUUGAUCAGUCCAUUGAGUAAAGUCGCAGUUCAUCCUGUAGAUUCUGAGAUGAUGUUUAAUAAUGGGACAAUAUCAAGGUAUGUGAAUGAAAUGGAUAUUCAAAUAUCUGUAGAACCUGAUACAAAGGAUGAUGCUGAGUAUCGACGAUGCCAAGCAUACAUUGAAGCCAAGGGGAGGCAAUGUGUGAGAAUGGCAAUUGGAAACGAUAUAUACUGUUGUGUGCAUUUCUCGAGGAAAAAAGAAAAAUGUGCUAAAGUUCUUACUCCAAUGUGCUGUGGUAAAACUAUUGCUGGGACCAAGUGCAAGCAUCAUUCCUUUCCCAGUUUUCCAUUUUGCAAGAAACAUAUGCGCAAUGUUGAGGUGAACAAGAGCUCAAACUGCCAUACAUUGAAGAGGAAGGCUGAAGAAUUUUGUAGUGGUUCAAAGAGCCAUAUCAACAAUGAUUUUCUGUUGGUGCAUCCAGAAAGUUCAUUGGAGAUCGAUCCAAUGGCGUUCACUGGUGAUGAUGAUUAUGAUGAUGAUUCUUUCUCUGCAAAGAACAUAUUAGGUGAAACGCUCAUGCUUUCCGGUAAUGAUUACAAUGAAAUAGAGACUCUUCACCAGACAGGUUCUCCCAAAUAUGAUAAUGAUCGUGAUAAAUACUCAUGUUUUGAUAAUGAGAAUGCUAAUAAGUGUAAGAUCUGCUUUGAAGAAUUUUCUAAUGACCAAACACUUGGCGAUCAUUGGAUGCAAAAUCAUAUAAAGGAAGCCCAUUGGUUAUUCAGAAGUUAUGCUUGUGCCAUUUGUUUUGAUCCAUUCUCUAACAAGAAGCUACUGGAAUCACACGUCCAGAAUAGACAUCAUGUGUCGUUUACUGAAAAUUGCCUGCUUUUACUAUGUAUUCCUUGUGGUAGUCAUUUUGGAAAUAUGGAGGAAUUAUGGUUGCAUGUUAAGUCAGUUCACCCAGUCGAAUUUAAGCUUUCAAAAGCUUCUGAGGAACUAACUUUGCCUACCAAUGAUGAUCCUCCUAUAACAAUUGGGCAGGGAAAUGAAGCUUCUUUGGACAAUAAUAAUUUUGAGAACCCAAGUGGUUCGCGGAAGUUAAGUUGCAGGUUUUGUGGUUUGAAAUUUGAUUUACUGCCUGAUCUUGGACGUCAUCAUCAAGCUGCUCAUAUGGAACGCGGUCUAGCUAGGAGGCGUUUGGCAAAGAGGGGAGUUCGUUAUUAUGCUCACAGACUAAAAAUUGGCACACUUAGCCGUCCGAAAUCCAAAAGAUGUUUUAAAAAAGCAUCAAAUAGGAUCAAAAGAAGUGCUCGAGUUAAUUUGAAGAGAAGAAAUCAAGCAAGAAAGUUAAAUGAGACGGGGGAAACAUCCAUGCAACAACCACAUGUAAACGAGACAACAUGUAUUGUUGAAUUGGAAGAAUCUCAAUGCUUAGAAGUUGCAAAUACUUUGUUUUCUAAUAUUCAUCAAACUCAACCGCAACCUAAAGAUCUUGAUAUUUUAUCAAUCGCUUGCACUGCAUGCUGCAGAGACAAUCUUGAAGCCUCACUGAAGGAGAAAUAUGGAUAUUUGCCAGAAAAGAUCUAUUUGAAGGCAGCAAAACUUUGCAGUGAGAAUGAAAUUGUUGUGAAUUGGCAUCUAGAUGGGUUCAUUUGUCCUAGAGGAUGUAAUGCAUUGAAUGAACAAAACCGAAAGAAAAUAUAUGCAAAUGCAUCAGAUCCUGCAAGUAUUGAAAUGAACCAAGAUGAGCCUCAAUCCAUCAUCGAUUCAAAAUAUACAAGAUUAGGAUCGUCGCAGAAGGCUAUAAAAUUGUGCAAUGACAUAAGCUCUGGGAUGGAAUCAACUCCUGUGAUUUGUGUAAUGGAUCUACAAAUACUAGACUCUCUUUGUGAGCAAGAGCAAUAUUUAAAUCUUCAUAGACCUUGGGAGAGCUUUACUUAUGUAACAAAACCGAUGUUUGGUCGAUUGCCAAGUCUUGACUAUGAGGGUAUGCAAUUGAAAUGCCAUUGCUCAUCUUCUACCUGCUGUCGUGAAACUUGUGAUCAUGUAUACCUUUUUGAUAAUGAUUAUGAUAUUGCAAAAGACAUAUUCGGGAAAUCAAUGCGCGGCAAGUUUCCAUAUGAUAACAAUGGUCGAAUCAUAUUGGAGGAAGGUUAUCUUGUGUAUGAGUGCAACGAAGAGUGCAAAUGUGAUAAAACUUGUCCAAACAGAAUAUUGCAGAAUGGAAUUCAUGUUAAGUUGGAAGUUUUUAAAACAGAGAAAAAGGGAUGGGGUGUAAGGGCUUGUGAGGCUAUUUCGCGCGGCACAUUUGUGUGUGAGUACAUUGGAGAGGUUUUAGACGAGCAAGAGGCACGCAACAGACGUGAAAGAUAUGGAAAAGAACAUUGCGAUUAUUUCUAUGAUGUUGAUGCUCGUGUUAAUGAUAUGAGUCGAUUGAUCGAAAGAGAGGCUCGAUAUGUCAUUGAUUCUACUAGAUAUGGAAAUGUGUCUAGGUUCAUCAAUAACAGCUGUUCACCUAAUCUUGUGAAUUACCAAGUUCUUGUAGAGAGUAUGGAUUGUAAACGUUCACAUAUCGGUCUUUACGCAAGUCAAGAUAUUGCUAAGGGUGAUGAAUUAACCUACAAUUAUCACUAUGAGCUUGUGGAUGGAGAAGGAUCUCCUUGUCUGUGUGGAUCUUCGAAGUGCAGGAAUCGCUUGUACUAGAAGCUAAACAUUAUUUCUGUUGUUGUAAUAGUAUUUCUGGAUUGCCCAGUUGAGGGAAUAAGUUAAUUGCUUAAAAUUUGAAGUGUCUAAUAAGGAGAUUAUGUAUGUGUUCUGUAAAAUUGCAUGGUAUUUUAGACUUGAUGUGUCCUAAUCGAUGUGACAUGUUGAUUGUUGAACAUCUCAAUGAGGAAGAAAACCUUUGUGAAUCCAAAUAAUUUAUGGUUUGGUUUUGGUAUACUUGGUUAGAUGCAUGAUCUGUUUCUUAUCUAUUACAAAUAAAAAUGAUUUUGAUAUAAAAUAAUUUAGGAAACCUUACCGUGCUUUGUGCA
Molecule: messenger RNA, 4507 nt
Organism: Medicago truncatula (barrel medic)
Lineage: Eukaryota; Viridiplantae; Streptophyta; Magnoliopsida; Fabales; Fabaceae
Product: histone-lysine N-methyltransferase SUVR5
Exons: 11
Coding region: 417-4178 (1253 amino acids)
Cellular component (GO): nucleus
Molecular function (GO): zinc ion binding; protein binding; histone methyltransferase activity
Source: RefSeq, a predicted model, not a curated record